This is a messenger RNA of Macadamia integrifolia, 2152 nucleotides long. Its product is annotated as protein RESTRICTED TEV MOVEMENT 2-like. The record is from RefSeq and is a predicted model, not a curated record. Lineage: Eukaryota; Viridiplantae; Streptophyta; Magnoliopsida; Proteales; Proteaceae. The transcript has 4 exons. Gene Ontology annotation, biological process: protein complex oligomerization; protein folding; response to hydrogen peroxide. The coding region runs from base 75 to 1847 and encodes 590 amino acids.
CAAACAUCCAUCCUUUUCAACUCAAAAGCCAGCUAGUACUAAGUCAUUUGAGCUUUCAGUUUCAUCAAACCAUCAUGAAGAACAUGAGAGAAAGAAGAGGGAUUGAUGAAAGAGACAACACUGGUCAGGUUAUGUAUGAAGACUUCCAACCAAUUGCAGAUUGGACCAGUGAUUCAAAUAGCCAUGUCCUCCAUGUUCAUCUUCCUGGCAUCAAGAAGGAAGAACUGAAGGUAGAAGUGGACAACAAUGGCAGAUUAGCAAUCAGCGGAGAGAGGCAGUUGAGUGAGAACAAAUAUAAGCGAUCCAAGCAAAUCUAUAGCUUGCCUAUAGAUUCAGAUAUCGACAAGAUCAGCGGUAAAUUUGAUGGUGGUAUUCUCUUCGUAAUCAUCCCCAAGAAAGAAAAUGUAAUCAAGGAAGAACCAGAGGAGGAGCUUCCCAUUGCAGAUGGAAUAGCUGAAGAGCAGAAACAGGACACAUCCAGAACUGAAGAAAAACCAGAAGGGGGUCCUAAACAGGAAACAACAACCACUACUGAAGAAAAACCAAAUAAAGAUGGUAAAGACAAUGAUGUUAUACAUGACCAUGGAAAUGGGGUUCACGAGGAAGGGAAUAGAGAAGAAGGUGCAGAUAAUAAAUGGAAAUGUGGAUUACAUGAAGAUUUCCAUCCAAUUGCAGAUUGGACCCACGAUUCAAGUAGUCAUGUCCUCCUUGUUGAACUUCCUGGUUUCAAGAAGGAAAAUCUGAAGGUAGAAGUGAACAACAAUGGCAGAUUAGCAAUCAGUGGAGAGAGGCAGUUGACUCAGAACAAAUAUAAGCGAUUCAAGCAAAUCUAUAGCUUGCCUAUAGAUUCAGAUAUCGACAAGAUCAGCAGUAAAUUUGGUGUUGGUAUUCUCUUCGUAAUCAUCCCAAAGAAAGAAAAUGUAAUCAAGGAAGAACCAGAGGAGGAGCUUCCCAUUGCAGACGGAAUAGCUGAAGAGCAGAAACAGGACACAUCCAGAACUGAAGAAAAACCAGAAGGGGGUCCUAGACAGGAAACAACCACCACCACUGAAGAAAAACCAAAUAAAGAUGGUAAAGACAAUGAUGACCAUGGAAAUGGGGUUCACGAGGAAGGGAAUAGAGAAGAAGGUGCGGAAAAUAAACGGAAAUGUGGAUUACGUGAAGAUUUCCAUCCAAUUGCAGAUUGGACCAACAAUGUCCUCCUUGUUGAACUUCCUGGUUUCAAGAAGGAAGAGCUGAAGGUAGAAGUGGACAACAAUGGCAGAUUAGCAGUCAGUGGAGAGAGGCAGUUGAGUGAGAACAAAUAUAAGCGAUUCAAAGAAAUCUAUAGCUUGCCUACAGAUUCAGAUAUUGACAAGAUCAGCGGUAAACUUGAUGGUGGUGUUCUGUUUGUAAUCAUCCCAAAGAAAGAAAAUGUAAUAGAGGAAGAACCAAAGGAGCAGCAUCCCAUUGCAGAUGAAAUUGCUGAAGAGCAGAAACAGGGAACAUCCAAAACCGAAGAAAAACCAGAAGGGACUCCCAAACAGGAAACAACAACCACUACUGAAGAAAAACGAAAGAAAGAUGGAAAAGACAAUGAUGUUAAACAUGACCAUGAAAAUGGGAUUCACGAGGAAAUGAAGCGAGUAGAAAGUAUGAAAAAUAAAUGGAAAUGUGGAUUAUACAAAAGUGUAAGAGAGAAGGAAGAGAAAAGAUCUAAGUUUGGCUUUGCAAAACGAGCAAUUGAAAGGAUCGCUCGGAUCAAGGGAGUGGUUUUAGCUGCCAUCUUAAGGCUUGCAGUUGGAUUUGGAUCGAGAGGUACCAGUGAGGAGAGAGAUAGAGAGAAAAUAGGAGAGAGAGUGAGAUAAAACUCAUUGGUAUCUCUCUAGCAAACCACUUCCCCCCCUUGGCGCUAGAGAGGACCCUACUCCCCUGCAGUUGGGAUGUACUUUUUCGCAUAAACUCAGAUCAACUGACAUAUGACAGAGGCCUUGACCCUAGUUGUGAAUCUCAACCUGUACCAAAAAGAAAGUGAAGGUGAGGGGGGGAAGAUGAUACCCUCAUUAUUGUAGAAUGUGACUGACUUGUACAUAUCUCUUUAACAUGUAAACAUUAUAAAACAGUCUAUGCUUGUAAGCAUAAAACAACUGCUUCUUGGGAAGAUUUCUGUUUC